Messenger RNA from Megalopta genalis, 3250 nucleotides. Its product is annotated as solute carrier family 2, facilitated glucose transporter member 10. Gene Ontology annotation, molecular function: D-glucose transmembrane transporter activity. Gene Ontology annotation, cellular component: membrane. Gene Ontology annotation, biological process: D-glucose transmembrane transport. Lineage: Eukaryota; Metazoa; Arthropoda; Insecta; Hymenoptera; Halictidae. The record is from RefSeq and is a predicted model, not a curated record.
GCCAUUUACUAAUCGGCGUUGUUCGGACCACUGAAGGAGCUUUCAGAUUUUGCCAUAAAUAGCACUGCUGUCGCUCACUAAUCUAUUGUAAUAUUUCAACACUAAAUCAUUGAGAUUUUUUUAAUUUUUUAAGGUUCGUAUCAAAGUUGGAAAGAUAUGCUUCGUAAUAAAUGGACCACCUGUUGAAUAUAAUUAUGAUAAUAAAAUGUAACUUCAAAUUAAACACUGUUUCCUACCACAUUACAGUUCAAAUAUCGGCAUGCUUCCCGUCCUUUUCAAUUUCUUGCGUAUAGCAUCUUCGUACGUUUUCAUCCAGAAGGCCAAUGUAAAAAACAAUAAGAUGCCAACAUUGUUGUUCGUAAUGCAAAAUUUUUGAUUCUUGGUCAUCGAAGGUUCAGACAGGAUCCUCUAAUCUCUAACAAACUCCACAAAUUCUGCGAGCGAAAUAAGGCAGUGCCUCGAUUUUGCGCACACAUGCGCUCUUCUGCUUCCACUAAUCUGCAAGAUGGCGCUAAGAAUCUGAACGCUCGCGAGAACUGUCAAUUUAUGUGUUCCUCGAGUCUGAAACGACGAGUUGUCAAUGAAUGAAAGGAACAGGAACAACAACAAUUACCGUGAUUUUAGCGAGCAGCAAGUAUCGUGCCACAGAUUGGACUAUUCGCUGUGCGAGUUGAACACGUCUUUUGGAAUAAAUGGUUUAAUACGAAUCCGUUGAACGCAAUUAUCGCAUAAAAGUACAAUGUCGGACGAAGAGGAUACGGCGAUACUAUUAAACAACUCGAACAAAACCACAGAAACAUGUAUAACGAAGGCUCCAAACGAGGAAUACCAAUGCUUACCACCAAAGAAUUUGAGGAAACCGAUUCCAAAGCAAACAGAUAACUUAACGCCAUUGACAUCGGGAAAUCAGAAUGUGUUUGUCUCCAUGGUGGCUGUUUUGGCAGGUAUUGCCUUUGGCUGCGACAUGGGGGUGCCAAAACCUAUAGCUCCUAUGAUCAAACACGAAUUCAAUUUGAAUUGCUUCGAGAAAGAUUUUGUUAUUAGUAUCUGGUUCAUUGGAGCUCUUCUCGGUGGUUUGACUGGUGGAUUUCUAAUCGACUCGUUUGGCCGCCGUUGGACGAUGAUAUUGACGCUGGUCUUUUUAACUUUCGGCGCAACGCUAUCGGCAUUGGCAAACCAUUACAUCUUACUUCUCGUUGCGCGAAUAAUUUGUGGAUAUUCUGGAUCUGUCUCAACCGUGGCACAUUGCAUUUAUAUGGCUGAGGUGUCCGACUCGAAUAAACGCGGAUAUAACGUAAUGCUGUACCAAUUAGGCACUGCCACCGGAUUCUUGUUUUCCGUUAUUGCCGCUGCCGUGAAGAAUAUAGACUAUCAGUGGCGUUUUUCUAUUGGCAUAACCGCUGUUCCCUCGUUGGCUGCUUGUAUCAUUACCAUUAUAUUUCUUCAACGGUCCCCACCGUUCUUGCUCUAUAAACGCAUGACGAACGUCUCCAAGACACCGUCGAAAAAUGCUUGGCACACGAUUCUUGAAACUUUCACGAUCAUGGUUUUUCUAUUGAUACUUCAUCAGGGUACUGGCAAACGCCAGGUAUUAUAUUAUGCACCACGACUGUUCGCGUUGCUGGGCAUAUGUUCAAAUGUUGCCGAAAUCACGGCUUUGAUAUCUCUUGGCGUAGUGAAAGUGUUCAGCACGGUGCUCUCGUUGAUCAUAGUAGAGAGAUGCGGACGAAGGACCGCGCUUAUCACCUCAGCAACGAUCUGUAUGACAACGAUAUCAUUGUUGUCACUGCUAGCUACAAUAGACAGAAGCGACGAGAACUUGGACAUAGUAACUCCUUACUGUAAGAACUACCGCAACGAGGAGAUCAAGGUUCAGAACGCUAUGCCAGCUGGAUCUCCGCCGCCAUUCCCAUUAUUGCCGACACCAUUAGCCAUGGUUGCCCCUAGUCCAGAGACAUGGACUCAAGUGAAAUCUUCCUGCGAGACGCAAAACAUUAUCGUUUCGGAAGGUCUCACCGGCGGCCUGCGUAUUCUGGCGGUGAUAACAUUGCUCGUGUACGAAGCUGCCUAUGCUUUAGGACUCGGGCCAGUACCACUGCUGAAUAUCACGGAAGUCUUCCCUGCAGCGAUCCGCGGAAAAUGCAUCAGUCUUCUCACUAUCAUCAUAUGGGUGACGCACAUUAUUGCCACGGAGUCGGUUAUCGCUUUGAUCGAAUCGCUGACAUUGGCCGGAUCGUAUCUAUUUUAUAGUUUCAUGUGUUUGAUCACCAUAUUCUACGUGUUCUUGUUCAUCCCGGAGACGAAAGGCAAAUCGCUACAUCAAGUUGCUCAAGAGUUGCGGAAAAUUUCACUCGGCACACGGAUAUGCAAUAACUUGCGCAGCCUGCCAUUAAUUUGUCACAUUAAGUGGAUAAAGAAGUACGACAAAAACGCAGGUGCCGGUCAGAGCACCUUAAUUUGAACAUAGUAAACGAGGUCGUGUACCACGAUGGAUAUACACGCGAUCAAGAUGUGUUUCAAAUGCCAACGAUUUUCCACGUUUUCUAUGUGUAGACGAUUCGCUGUUAGUUUUAACAAGGAUAAAACCGCGAAGGUAUUUAUAAGUUAUUUGUGCAAUAAUAUUGUGUUCAAGAGACGCUGUACGCGAAUAAUGCGUGUCUGGUUAUUUGAACGGAACUUGUUUGACUGCCGAUCAUUGUAUCACAUAUCAGACGAACGUGACGGGGAACGUCUACAUAUGUAAUUCACUUUCAACUGAAAAGACUGACAGUAUAGUUUUAGUUUAUUUUCAAUUUCACUAGGUUCAUUAUUUAUUUUCUCUUUGCUUUUACGAACGUAAUGUUGCAUGAUGCAAUCACUUUAAUGAGAAAUAUGAUUUAUUCCGCGAGCGUAGAAACACGAAGUAAGUAUUAAGUGUACGGUAAAAGUAAUUAAUUGUAUGUUAAAUAGUACAGUAAAGAUUGCACUGAUAAAACUUACGGUAACGUAUGCAUAAUUUAGACACGUAGACAAGCGGGCAAGCGGUGUACGCCACUUCGUAAUAAAAGAUAGGAUUAUUUUUCUUAUAAUAAUAAUAAUCGUUGUUAUCAUUAUUAUUGCAACUGUGCUGUUUUUAGAGAAUUUUUUGAAUCUCGAUGUUUACCACAUACGUUCCGAUCUACUUGUUGUAGUUUCCUUCUACAUCGCAAUAACAUGCAAUGUUUUCCAGUGCCAUUUAAAAAAGAAAAAAAUAUAUACAUAUACAUGGUGA